GUACGUACACAUAAAAGUCUGCAAAAUGGACUGGAUUUCGAGCGUGUCAUUUCCGACUGCAGAUUUUUACAUGAUAAUUUGAUAUUAAUUAACUAGACACUUAGAGCAUAGAGGUACAGAAUUUGAUUUUUUCCUGCUUGAUAACCAGGAUGGAGGAAUUGCCUCUCACCACAUUUACCUUUGAUCUCUGACGAUGACAACCUGUCUGUCACCCAAGAAACACCGUCUUGUCUGUGAGUUGGGAGCUCUGGUCAGCCCAGUGGUGCAGCAGGAGGAUGGACGGAUACGUCACUUUGACAAAGAGACGGGCCUGUUGCUAUGGAGCUGCGUUGCCAUGGAUGAGGUCAAAGUUCGUAAUGGAUUGAUAACUGCAGAAGCCGUGUACGAAGAUCACGUCGUCAGCCUGGCUCCUUACUGUCACGCUGUGCACCAGUGGGUUCUUUGUCUCCAGGAUGCAGACAUCCAAGACAGAUACAAGAAGCAUCUAGAGUGGACGGGUAACACAGAGCUUUUCUUGGACUGUUUCAGGAAGGCGAGAUCAAAUCAACCGGUUGAAGCCAGCUUGAGCAUAUUGCUGUCAACAGCAGCCUUGGAAAGAGCUCUAGGUGACGUUUUUCUCAUGAAGAGUAAGGACCCCUGCCCGGCAAUGCUCAAGAAUCUCUUGGCCACUCAGGAGCUUGUGGAUACCUUGGGAGAAAAUGCAAUUUCUCUUCUACGCAUUCUUAUUGGUCCACCAGUCAGUCUCAAUCUGCGCAACAUAUUGUGGCAUGGCUUCGCCGCUCCGGAGGAAAUUCCACAAAGGUACAGCACUUUCCUCCUGAUAGUAGUUGCAAGUUUAGGUGCUUGGCUUGCACAGCGUGGUAUCACUGCCAGCUGUAUACCACACAGAGAGCCACUCAAGAUACCACAGACGGACACUGAUGUCUUCAAGCAAAUAUUCCCAGAAAUCUGCAAUGAUGACCUAGGUCAUUUAUGGGAGCUGUAUUCAACCAGCGAGUUCUUCCAUAAGCCCAUGCUGCCUUACUGUCAAGCUGCCUUGGACUACUGCAGGGAGGAAAAAUAUGGGAUGACAUGCGUGUUGCUGCUACCUCAGCUGGAGAACGGUGUAAGACGUUUAUUUGCGACAGCCAAUAAUUGCCCAGACAGAAUAUUGACAGCUGAAUCAGAAUAUUUCACGACGUUUGAUGAGAUGCUAUGUCCAUACCUGUCAGAUGAGACUGUCAACAAUGCAUUGAUCCCAACAAUUGGAGAGACUUACAUGGAGAUGCUCCUAGAUAUCUUAGUCCAUCCAGAAGGCCCCAGGCUACGAGAUCACAUCAGUCAUGGGGAGCUGGACCUACAGACAAUGACUAGAGCCACCACUAGCCAUGUCAUGUCUAUCUGUGCGGCAUUCUGCUUGAGGGACUGCCCACAUCAGUCACUGAUUCAGAUACCCCUGUUCAGUAGGAUAAAAAUGACUGCCGAAGACUACGCCCCGCUGUUCCACCCAGUAUCACUCCUCAAGAGAGAGCUCCUGACCUUCCUAGAAUCUCUGUCGCAAUGGGUUGGAAUAAGCAGGCCAGACGAAUCGGGGGAUAUCGGGUACCAGACCUGGUCAAGCACAGAAACUGGUAGCGACCAAUCGGCACGCGAUGCAGCAAGUAGUUUACUCGCAUUGCAUGAAGGCAUGCCCGGAGCAACUGAAGACCUUUUACAGUGUGUAAUGAUGCCUUUUGCUGAACUCGAGCCUCUAGUCAUCUGUGUGUCUGAAUCAAUAGGAAAAACUUUGUUCAGGCCCCGAAGAGAACUUGAAGUCGUAUCCUUACUGCGACGAAUCACUGCCCAGUGUUUAGCGUCUUGCCGUAAUGUGAAGGACAUGGCCGAAUUGCGGUACCAACAAUACAAAGCCAAGGAACUCAGGUCACGACAGCGAGCCAACUACACAAGGCUGCUCAACUGCAUACCCAGAGUGUCCUGUGGCCUGAGGCUGGUCGCGCUGAUACUGCUCUGUCAACUCAGAAAUCUUUACAGCAUCUCGUGCUGUGCUUCUAAGGAAGCUGAAUUUCUUCUCAAGUUUUUGAAGGCUGUUCUUCGAUACGCUGAGAACCUCAACAGUCUGACCAGUCCGGAGAAGAACAAAUGGGACGAAUGCUGCGGCCUGACUGACUCACUGCUUCAACAAGUCAAUUCCCACUGCGCAAAGCUAAAAAAGGCACAACCGAGCGCAUAAAAGAGAUUUAUGGGUCUCAAAUCACGCGAGUUCAAGAUGGGAGACAGCAAACAUGAGGGUACCGGCCCACCUACACCCCUCCAAAACAACUCGGGCAGUGCUGAACUAGAGUGGACACCCCAGACUAUCUUAGCAAUGGUCAGUGUGUCACUACUGACGAU
Patiria miniata (bat star) is the source of this 2370-nucleotide messenger RNA. RefSeq names its product endoplasmic reticulum membrane-associated RNA degradation protein-like (gene ermard). Bases 194 to 2209 code for a protein of 671 amino acids. The transcript has 18 exons. NCBI's taxonomy places the organism in Eukaryota, Metazoa, Echinodermata, Asteroidea, Valvatida, Asterinidae. The record is from RefSeq and is a predicted model, not a curated record.